This is a messenger RNA of Microstroma glucosiphilum, 422 nucleotides long. RefSeq lists its product as hypothetical. The record is from RefSeq and is a predicted model, not a curated record. The coding region runs from base 125 to 388 and encodes 87 amino acids. Gene Ontology annotation, cellular component: RNA polymerase III complex; RNA polymerase II, core complex; RNA polymerase I complex. The transcript has 3 exons. NCBI's taxonomy places the organism in Eukaryota, Fungi, Basidiomycota, Exobasidiomycetes, Microstromatales, Microstromataceae. Gene Ontology annotation, molecular function: DNA binding; zinc ion binding; DNA-directed RNA polymerase activity. Gene Ontology annotation, biological process: DNA-templated transcription.
CUUCCGUCAAGUUUGGAAAUCUCAGCCCGUCCACUUCCAGUCCAUCCUUCCUAGACUACGCAUCCUUCCUCCCUCUCGCACAGUCGACUUCUUCUUGCAACGUCUACAAUGUCACAGCCUGCAAAUGGACCUGGAGCUCCGAGGACGGGAGGAGCUAUUGGUGGCAAGCCACAGGGAAAUGAGUACAUUUGCGCAGGUCUUCGGUCGCUACCGGAUCCGUUCCCUGAACCAGACACUCACCCCGUUCUGCCUCUUACGAAUCCCUACGCCAGACUGUGCCGCCCUGAACGAAGUCAGGCCGCGAGAGCCGAUCCGAUGCAAGGAGUGUGGCCACCGAGUCCUCUACAAGCAGCGGACAAAGCGCAUGCUUCACUUUGAGGCAAGAUGAACUUCUCCCAGCGAUGUUGCGACAUCCCUCGACU